AUGACGACACAAGCAGCAUUCGGCCUCGUUGAAGGCCUCCCACUCCGCCUCCGAAAUUUCUUCGCCCGUUAUCCACCACAGUACUACUCUUCACAAGCUAUACCGAAGGCCCUACCACAGCAAGAAUCAUCCACCGGCAGCUCUGAAUCCUCUGCUGUCAUUAAACCCGCUCCAAGCCCCUUUGCAUCACGAAACACAAAGGUCAAGCUUUCGAAGACCAAAGAUGCCAAUUCCGUUUCAUACACAGACUCCCUGCUCCGUUCCGAAUCCAGCGGGCUAUACCCAAACCCUUUCCUCCCAUAUAAGAACCCAGAAACCGGACGAUGGCGAGGAGCUAUCGUAUCAUUGCGUCGACAGGCAGAAUUGGUGAAAUUGGGCAUCAAAUAUGGUGUUGAAGAGCUAUUGCCUCCAGGCCGAAAGUCAACCGAAUAUAAGCAAGCAAGGCUUCUUGAGAAGGGUCUCAGAGUCAAGGGUACUGGUGUUGGCCAGAAGGUUAAGGGUCACAAGUGGGAGAGAGCCAUGAGAGGAAAGCUAGAAGACAGGAAGAAGGCCAUGUUGGAGAUGCCGGAAAUGAUCCGGUUAUGGAAACAGCGUGGUCAUGGUCGUGGCUGGAAGAAGUACCCUCGGUCGUGA
Messenger RNA from Nannizzia gypsea CBS 118893, 633 nucleotides. RefSeq lists its product as hypothetical. The record is from RefSeq and is a predicted model, not a curated record. The coding region runs from base 1 to 633 and encodes 210 amino acids. Gene Ontology annotation, molecular function: structural constituent of ribosome. Gene Ontology annotation, cellular component: mitochondrial large ribosomal subunit. NCBI's taxonomy places the organism in Eukaryota, Fungi, Ascomycota, Eurotiomycetes, Onygenales, Arthrodermataceae. The transcript is spliced from 2 exons.